Closterium sp. Yama58-4 is the source of this 1914-nucleotide messenger RNA. The record is from the annotation of a GenBank genome assembly. NCBI's taxonomy places the organism in Eukaryota, Viridiplantae, Streptophyta, Zygnematophyceae, Desmidiales, Closteriaceae.
AUGCAAAAGCCCCGCCGCCUUCCGGCCGCCCCCGGCGCCCUCGGCAAUGGCGGGCGGACGGGGGGAAGCGGCGGAGGGCUGGAGCGCACGCGCAGCGGAACCUGGAUGGGCGCAGCGGCGCUUAACCCGCAAAAGGAAAAGCUUUCCGGCCUCCGCUCUCCCGGUAGCGCCCCGCCGGCGACGGCGGACAAGGGCGGCGGGGAAACAGGACGCACCGGGGGGGGAGGGCCCCGCUCAGGCUCAGGCGGAGCGGGGGGGGUCACGCCCAAGGGGGAAAAGGGUAGAUUCGGUGAGGGGAAAUGGCGGUUCGGCUUUACGUCGCGUCAGGAUGCAGGAGCCACGUCAUCGGCGCGCGUCGGGCCGUCGUCAGGGCUGAUGGGGCUGUCUCUAAGCGGCGGCGGCGGCGGUGGAGGCGGCGGGGACGGCCCGUUGAAGCGCAUGGCGCGGAGAAUGUUUCCGCCUGUUCCUGCCCCAGGUAGCGCCAAGACGAGCUCCCUCUCGCUAGUGGGCUUUGGCGGCUACCGCGCCCUUCGCGGCGGAAGCAGCGGCGGAGUUGCUAACGCCGCCGCGUCUGGCGCGGCAGCAGGUGGCGGCAUGGGGAGUGGGAGCGCUACUGCUAGUAAUAGUGGCGGCGCGGCGACGGGCGCGCAAGCCGCCGGCGGAGCCGUGAAAACAGAAAUGCUGGCGUUCGAAAUCGGGUGCAUCAUGCGGCGCCUCUUAGAAAUCGACGACGCGACGAGCGAGCGCUCUCUCGCCGCGCUGCGCGCGAACCUCCAGGCGCCCGGCGUGGUAACCCUAAUCUCCCCCGACCUGCAGCUGCUGUGGAGCCUUGCCGGCGCGGAAAAGGCGGAGGAAUUGCAGAGCGUGGCGCUACGAGUGGCCGUGCUGGGCCGCAAGUGCCGCCACCCUAGACUGCACUCGUUAGGCGAUAUGCUCGACCGACUUACCGCGCCCGCUCCCCCCGCUCCUCCUGCGGCGCGCGCGGUUCCCGCUGCCGCCCCAGCUGGCGGCGCAGCUGGCUCAGGCGGCGCGGGUGGUUCUAGCAGUGCGUCGAGUUCUAGCAGCGGGCGGUUCGCAUGGGCGGGGGGAUUCGCGGGCGCGCGCAGCGGGGCUGCUGCUGCGGGGGCGGCACGCGGAGUCGGCGGCGGCGGCGGCGCAGAAGCCGCGGAGAUUGACCUGGCGCAGUUCACCGCGUCGGCGACGGAAGCCGAGGCGCUGAUGAGGUUCAUGAAGGAGCAGGCGGAGGCGACGGAGCGACUGCGCGCGGAGAUGGAGUCUAUUCAGCAGCUGCACCGCCGCAUUCAGGCCUACGGCGAGUGGAACAAGCUCCAGGACAUGGUAGCGCAAGGCAAGGCCAUCGAGCGUCUGCAGUCGCACUGCCUGUGGUCGCUCGACCUCGACUUCCCCGUGCAACUGCUCGUCGCCGCGCUCUGCCUGCUGCGCGCGCGCAUCCUCGCUGCCUUCGGCCCCGCGCCUGCUGCCCCCCCGCCGCUGUGCGCGGUGUCGCUGGGCGUGUGGGGGCUCGCGCUGCACUAUGCCAACGUGGUGGUGGUUCUCGAGCGGAUUAUCCAACAGCCGGACGCAGUCAUGGGCAAGACCAGGGACGAGCUCUACGACAUGCUCCCGCGCAGCAUACAGCAUUCCCUGCGGUGCCAGCUGCAAAAUCCUGUGAAUUUUCUCCCGGAUGGGCGGGUUGAGGCGAACCUCAAGCGCGGGCUGCUGUUGCUGCCCACCAUGGCUCACAACACCAUCUUCUGGCAGUCGCUGCACACGCCGGGCACGAAUAUGGGCACCGAUGAAGUCGUGUUUCAAGUGCAGACGUUCUACUACGCGAAUCGCGAGAGCAUGGAUGUGGCGCUAGUAGACGUGCUGCUGGGCCUGUCUCCUCCUCCACGCCAUGUGCUUCCGCCCUAA